Messenger RNA from Candidozyma pseudohaemuli, 1824 nucleotides. RefSeq names its product stress-responsive transcription factor (gene CTA8). Gene Ontology annotation, biological process: regulation of DNA-templated transcription. The coding region runs from base 1 to 1824 and encodes 607 amino acids. NCBI's taxonomy places the organism in Eukaryota, Fungi, Ascomycota, Pichiomycetes, Serinales, Metschnikowiaceae. The transcript has a single exon. The record is from RefSeq and is a predicted model, not a curated record. Gene Ontology annotation, molecular function: sequence-specific DNA binding; DNA-binding transcription factor activity.
AUGGCAUCCUACAAUUCUGAGGAGUCAGGCCUGACAAGAGAUAACGACAUACAGGUCAUCAACAGAGAUGAACCUUACCAGCCUACAGAUGAUGAGUAUCACGAGAAUGUCGUGUCUCCUUCGUUUCCAUCAUUAGACCUCCCCACCCCCAAUGGCACCCAUAAUCACCUAUUCGAUGACCUCGACAAUAAUCAAACCAAAGAAGACGGUACCUACCCACCUUCACUUUCACCAUUGACGGAAUUUGUAAAUACUCACGGAGAUCAUAUCAUCAAUGGAGAGAAUGAAGACCGUAACGGCAAUGCCGGAAUCUUGACGAGGUUGAACACAAGCAACAACUACAUCCCACCAAUGCCGGCACUUUCGGAAUCGGUUUUGCCAACUGCCCAGCCCAGCUCUCAGCUUCCCACGAGCUACAUGCCUAAUAAUUAUGCUAAUACCAAUCGCAACCAGUUGAUGAUCACGGGUAAGAAAAAGAAGGAGGCCUCGGGCCCCAAGGUCAAACCAGCUUUUGUCAUGAAAGUUUGGUCAAUGGUCAAUGACCCAGAAAAUCAAGAGUACAUUCGGUGGAAUGAUGACGGUUUGACGUUUCAAGUCUACCAUCGCGAGGAGUUCAUGAAGAGUAUUCUCCCCAAGUACUUCAAGCAUAACAAUUUUGCAUCGUUCGUCCGUCAGCUUAACAUGUACGGUUGGCAUAAGGUUCAAGACAUCAGCAGUGGCCUGAUGGCCAAAGAAGCUAAAAAUGCCGAAGAGGUGUGGCAGUUCAAGAAUCCAUACUUCGUCAGAGGUAGAGAGGAUCUUCUUGACAAUAUCGUGCGUAAUAAGUCUGGCACGCAAGAGGAAGUCUCAGAACCCAAUAUCAAUCUUCAGCUUCUUGUUACUGAACUUGAUCAAAUCAAAAUGAAUCAGUUGGCUAUAAUCGAGGAUAUGAGGCGAAUCCGGAAAGACAAUCAAACCUUAUGGACCGAAAGUUUUGCAACCAGAGAGAAGCACCAGAAGCAAUCGCAUACCAUUGACAAGAUCAUGAAAUUUCUCGCUGCAGUUUACGGUAACUCGGCUGGAAAGAUCUUUGAGGUUGAAAAUGGCAAUUUUGAUUCGAACUACGGUGUGCCCACGCUCUACCAGGGAAACCAGCCUACUCGACCACCCUACAACAACACCGCUCCAAUCCUGAAAUCUCGUUUGAUGUUGAUGGAUCAAGAGCAUUCGGCAACUCCCUCCACCGAUGCUAGCUCGACGGCUGGACCCUCUAAGAGACCUUCGGUGGCUGGAAGCAAAGAUGGGUCUAUCGAGGAGAUUGUGAGAAACGACCAUAUCACGCCUCAUGAUCCCUCUGCCAAUGUCAACAAAAUAUACCAGCAAAUCAUGAAUCAAGAACCAGGCCUGAAUUCACCAAGACAAUACUUCCCCGAACUUCAGAGCCCAAGUAUCGGGCCUAGUACGCCAUCUCAGCAGUUUUCGCGGGUGAAUUCCGGUGAUCCCAACGGUGAUAUGUUGCUGGGUCUUGAACAAAACAUCUUCAAACAGGGCCAAGCUUUGCUGCAAGUCCAGGACUGGAUCCAGGCUUUGGCAAACAGGCAACAGCAACAACAGCAUCAAUUGCAACAGCAGAAGAGCAACAAUCUGCUGCCUGUUGCCAAUCCUGACCUCGAUGACUUUGAUGUCAACGAGUUCCUCAAUAGCUCCAACUCCGUUCCUCCGUCGCAAGAUCAGCCCGACCCGGCACUUGAUGUUGAGGAGGAUAACGACAAGAAGCGUCAUAUCGAGGAGGUUGUUGACAAUGAGCCACGUUCUAAACGUACCAGAACACGCAGCAAGCGUUAA